Molecule: messenger RNA, 147 nt
Organism: Dentiscutata erythropus
Lineage: Eukaryota; Fungi; Glomeromycota; Glomeromycetes; Diversisporales; Gigasporaceae
Source: the annotation of a GenBank genome assembly
AUUACAAUCAGACAUACGUGCACAUCUAUCGUAAGAUUAAGCGUCCCUAAUAUUAAUCCAUUAUGCAUCACCAAAUACACUAGAUCUACGUGUAUUUGUUUAGGUUUGAUAAUGAUUGCAGCAUCGUUUAUGGAAGAUAUGCGCAAA